GACGUUACUUCCGCUUCCUGCCUUGCGCGGCCAUUUCUGCUCCUCCGUGCGACUUUUCGGCGGAGGCGAGCGCUCCUGCUCAGACUUUGGCCACGCUCUUCCAGGAGUGAGGAGAUCGCGGAACCGCAGCCAUGACGGAGGCAGAUGUAAAUCCGAAAGCCUAUCCCCUCGCAGAUGCCCACCUCACCAAGAAGCUACUAGACCUGGUUCAGCAGUCCUGCAACUACAAGCAGCUUCGUAAAGGAGCCAAUGAGGCCACCAAAACCCUCAACAGAGGCAUCUCCGAGUUCAUCGUGAUGGCCGCAGACGCCGAGCCGCUGGAGAUCAUCCUGCAUCUCCCUCUGCUGUGCGAAGACAAGAACGUGCCCUAUGUGUUUGUGCGCUCCAAGCAGGCCCUGGGGCGGGCCUGCGGUGUGUCCAGGCCUGUCAUUGCCUGCUCUGUCACCAUCAAGGAAGGCUCACAGCUGAAGCAGCAGAUCCAGUCCAUUCAGCAGUCCAUCGAGAGGCUCCUAGUCUAAGCCUGCGGCCUCUGCCACUCUGCCCACUGACUCCUCCCCAGGGUUGUGUGUCAUAGGUUGUGUUAGUGUAUAGUGUUUUCAGCUACUUCGUAAUUGUUAAAAGAUAUCGUAGUCCCGGAUGGUUUCUGGAUUUUUUUAUUGUUUUGUUUUACGGGCUUUUUUUGUUUUUCCUUUUCUCUCUUCUUCUUCUGCCAUCUCCUUAUACUGCCUUUUAACAAUGAACUAAUACCCAGUGGAGGAAGCAGCAGCAUGGUGGCCAUGUUCAAAGGCAGGGAAGGGCCAGGAGAAGCCUGAGGGAGCCAAGGCAGAGAUCUGGUUCCAGCUUCCAUCUGCUAACUUCUGGUUACCUCCUGUGUGCGGGCUUACAGCAGGGUGUGACCGAAGUAAACACUGUCCACUUUGCAUCCCUUGUUCCUGGCACACACAACCAUUCCAUAAAUGUUAAUGAUCCAGGGCUUUCCUUUGCUCUAGGGGAGUAUGGGUCAUUUGAGGAAGCUUGUGUCUGAUGAGGUUCUUAGGCUUAUUUGCAAGCGUCAGUUACUAGUGCACCCCUGCUGUUUGCUUUAGUGAUGUGAUAUGUUCUAUCCCCAGAGGGUGGCGGGGCAGCAGCAUACCAAAGGGACGUGCCGCAAGGGUCAGAGGCAGCUGGGUGAGGGAGAUGUGGGAAGUCGACCUAGGUCUUGAAGGAGUCAAGAGUAGCAAGGGAAGAGGGUCAGCUAGUGCUGGAAAGAAGGAUUCUGGGAAUGGCUGGAGCCUGCAGCGGAGAUGAUGGAAUCCAAGGAAACCUCCUCCUCUGGCAAAUGAGGAUUUCUUCAGUGGACACUUUGUGCUGACUCCGAGAACCCUCACCUCUGCUUCCUGCUACAACGUGGGUCAGAUGUAGCCUCCUACAUCAGAGGGACAGUGCUAAUGUAUCAUUCAUUCUUACGAACAUUCUAAUAAAGAAUAUAUUCAUAUUCCAGUUUAAA
Messenger RNA from Trichechus manatus latirostris (Florida manatee), 1486 nucleotides. It is a transcript of the gene SNU13, whose product is annotated as small nuclear ribonucleoprotein 13. The record is from RefSeq and is a predicted model, not a curated record. Gene Ontology annotation, biological process: mRNA splicing, via spliceosome; ribosome biogenesis; maturation of SSU-rRNA. Gene Ontology annotation, cellular component: box C/D methylation guide snoRNP complex; small-subunit processome; cytosolic large ribosomal subunit. The transcript is spliced from 3 exons. NCBI's taxonomy places the organism in Eukaryota, Metazoa, Chordata, Mammalia, Sirenia, Trichechidae. Gene Ontology annotation, molecular function: RNA binding. The coding region runs from base 132 to 518 and encodes 128 amino acids.